UUAUUGUAAGUUGAGAUCGAGAGUUUAGAGAGAUAAGAUGGUGGAUAGAGAUAAAGUCUUGAAAUGCCAAUCCAAACGGCCAACUAGACUUACAUUUGACCAAUACCCAUCCAUGACUUUAGGUUGGUUGUAACCCACGAGGAAGCUUAUAGGUAGCUCUAAUAUGACCCAUAAGAGAGCCUGGUGGUAGCACAUAGAAUCUAUGAAAAUUUAAUUUAAAGUUAGUUUAGAGACAGUAGGAGUUUUGAGAUAGCUCAGAUAACUCAUGAGAGAGCCUAGUGGUAGCUCAGAUAAUCCAUGAGAGAGCUUAAAGGUAGUUUACAAAACUCGUGUUAGAGUCUAAAGAUAGUUUAGAAGAACCAUGUGGCACUUAGAGGUAGUCUAAGAAGUUAAGAAGAAAGCUCAAAAGUAGCUUAGAAUAAUCACGGGAGCUCGAUGAAAGACUCAAGUCAUAGCCCUAUGAAGCUCACAACAAAAUGAUUCAUGGAAGAGUUAAAGAAAAGCUGACCAAGUGAGGCAUCGACUAUGGCUUUAAGGAGCCAUCAUUAUGAGCCUAAGGGAUUGGUAUUAUAGGAGGUGGCCCAAGUGGCUUGUCAGCUGCUUAUGCAUUGGCAAAGCUUGGUUACACUGGAGUAACAGUCUUGGAGAAGAAUCAUGAUGUUGGGGGCAUGUGUGAGUCGGUGGAAAUUGAAGGUAAAAUAUAUGAUUUGGGAGGUCAAGUUCUUGCUGCCAAUAGUGCUCCAACAAUCUUUCACUUAGCCAAAGAAACUGGCUCUGAAUUAGAAGAACUGGACUCCCAUAAGCUAGCCCUCAUUGAUACUUCAGGGGAAUAUCAAGACAUACGCGUCGCAGAUGAUUAUACGUCCAUUAUCUCACUCACCUUACAACUCCAGGACAAAGCUAAGGAUUCAGGACAUAUUGGUGUUCAUGCUGUGAGUGCAUUUGCAUCUGACUUAACUCCUACAUAUCUUGAGGCUCGUGGACUAACCUCUGUUCCAAAAUCUGUGGCUUAUGGUUACACUGCUUCUGGUUAUGGGUUUGUACAAGAUAUGCCUUAUGCUUACGUGCAUGAGUUCACGCGCACUUCAAUGGCUGGUAAAAUUCGACGCUUCAAAGGUGGAUAUGGAGGCCUCUGGAAGAGGAUCAGCGAGUCACUUCCAAUCAAAGUUCACUGCAAAACUGAAGUUGUGUCUGUGAGACGGAGUUCUAAUAGUGUAACUCUUCGUGUCAUGGACCGUGACAAAAAUUUAGCAAGUUUGGAGUUCGAUAAGAUUAUCAUCUCUGGUUCAUUUCCUUUUAGAAAUUGUAGAACUUACAGAUCCUCAAGCCCAAAAUUAUCAGAAGAAGGAGCUGAGGUAAUGGAUAUGAGCCGCCUCGAAGAGGAGUUGUUCAGUAAAGUAUACACGAUCGACUAUUACACCACAGUUUUGAAGAUAGAUGGCCUAGAUCAUUUACCGCUUGGUUUUUAUUACUUUGGGAAACAUAUGGACAAUCCGGAAACAAUUGGCUAUCCAGUUGCCAUGCAGAAAUUCUACCCAGACACUAAUAUUUUCCUGCUCUGGUCUUAUGGUAACUCGGCCGACAUUACAGGUCCAAAUGUGACUGCGCUGGCAAUAAACACAAUUACGAAAAUGGGAGGAGAAGUUAAGAAGGUGAUUCUACAAAGAAGAUUUAAAUAUUUUCCCCAUGUUUGUAGCAAAGAUAUGGAGGAUGGAUUCUACAAGCGAUUGGAAUUGGAGCUACAAGGUUCAUUGAACACGUAUUACACAGGAGGGCUUAUGGCUUUUGAACUUACGGAGAGGAAUUCUUCAUACGCCAUGGCAUUAGUAUGCAAGCACUUUGCUAACGACAACUCAUCUCCAACGUUUUCUUAUGCCAAGCCCAUGUUUCUCUUUCAAUCAAAACAAGAAAGGGAUGCCAAGGGGUUAGGUGAAUUACCAGGAGUGGAGUUCCCCAAUUUGUCCUCGCUCGAUGGCUAUUUAAGGCACUGGGGUUCUCAUCACGUCACUCGAGAUAGAGUACUUUACACUUGGCUCAAUGAAGAAGGGUCAGUGUUAGGCCAGCGAACCUACAGAGAGCUUCAUCUCAAUGCUUCUUGCAUUGCUCAAAAGCUGCUGUCAAACCAGAAGCCUUCAAUAAAACCAGGGGAUCGAGUUCUUCUCAUAUAUGUUCCUGGCCUCGACUUCAUUGAUGCAUUCUUUGGAUGCUUAAGAGCUAAAGUUCUACCAGUUCCAGUUCUUCCUCCCGACCCCUUGCAGAGAGGUGGCCAAGCACUUUUGAAAAUCGAAUACAUUGCAAAAUCAUGCAGUGCUGUCGCUAUUCUAUCAACCCUUAGUUAUCACUCAGCAGUUAGAGUAGGCAAGGUGAAGAAUAUGAUUGGCUUGACGAGAGAAAAUGGAAAAUCUUCAGCUGUCUGGCCUAAACUUCCGUGGAUGCACACUGAUAGUUGGAUAAAGAAUUUUGCUAAUUUGACUCCUCCAGAUACAAUGGCUGACCAAUCUGAUCCUCAUCCAGAUGAUGUAAGUUUUUUGCAAUUUACGUCCGGGUCAACAGGUGAUGCUAAAGGAGUCAUGAUUACACAUGGUGGCCUCAUUCAUAAUGUGAAGUUGAUGCGCAGAAGAUACAAGAGUACCUCAAGGACAGUCCUUGUUAGCUGGCUACCUCAAUACCAUGACAUGGGGCUGAUUGGUGGACUUUUCACUGCUCUUGUGAGUGGUGGAACUGCAAUCCUUUUUUCUCCAUUGACAUUUAUAAAAAAUCCCCUUUUAUGGCUGCAUACUAUGAGCAAAUAUAAAGCUACUCAUAGUGCAGGUCCCAACUUUGCCUUUGAGUUGGUGGCUCGAAGAUUAGAGGUUAACAAGGGCAAGGUUCAGACGUAUGACCUUUCUUCCAUGGUUUUCCUCAUGAUUGCUGCUGAACCUGUUCGGAAAACUACUUUGAAAAAAUUUCUUGAGCUAACUGUCCCUUUUGGCCUAACUGAAGAGAAGAUGGCCCCUGGUUAUGGAUUAGCAGAAAACUGUGUAUUUGUGAGUUGUGCUUUUGGAGAAGGAAUUCCCAUCUUCGUAGACUGGCAAGGGAGAGUUUGCUGUGGAUAUGUGGAUCAAGAUAAUACAGAUAUUGACAUACGAAUAGUCAAUCCGGGGACUGGCAAGGAGCUUGAAGAAGAUGGAAAAGAAGGAGAGAUAUGGAUCAGUAGUCCGAGUGCUGGAAUUGGAUAUUGGGGAAGGGAAGAAUUGAGCCAAGAGACAUUCAGAAAUGAGCUCCAAAACCAUCCUGGCCGGAGAUAUACUAGAACUGGUGACUUGGGAAGAGUGAUUGAUGGGAAGCUAUUCAUAACUGGAAGGAUAAAGGAUCUCAUUAUUGCAGCAGGAAGAAACAUCUAUCCAGCAGAUGUUGAAAAGACAGUUGAGAGCUCAUCCGAUCUCCUACGCCCAGGUUGUUGUGCAGUCAUUGGUGUUCCAGAAGAAAUCCUGAUGGAAAAGGGUAUUCAAGUUCCUGAUUGUUCUGACCAAGUUGGUUUGGUUGUGAUUGCUGAAGUUAAGGAUGGUAAGCCUAUUGCUAAGGAUAUCAUUGACCAAAUUCAGAAUCGUGUGGCAGAAGAACAUGGGGUUAGUGUUGCUUCAAUUAAGUUGAUAAAGCCUAGGACCAUCAGUAAAACAACAUCAGGAAAAAUAAAGAGAUUUGAAUGCCUCAAACAGUUUGUCGAUGGAACUCUUAAUGUAGUACCAGAAGCAAUAAAGCUCAGGAGGACUUUUCUUCGAUCCUUCAGUACAGGGACAUGUAAGGAGGGAAUUACGCCUCGUCCUCAGCAAACGAAGCUUUCAAGAGCUUCUGUGCCUUCUGUUCAACCGGGUCUCAGAAUAAGUAAUAGGGAUAUUGAAGAGUUUUUGAAAGGGCUGGUAUCUGAACUGACAAAUAUUUCAAUUAACAAAAUUUCUGCCACAGAAAGUUUAUUGUCAUAUGGAAUUGAUUCGAUUCUUGUGGUCAGAGCAGCGCAGAAACUUUCUAAUUUCCUGGGAGUGCCAGUUGGGGCUGUGGAUAUUUUCACAGCAAGUUGCAUUGCAGACUUGGCAAGUAUCUCCGAGAAUAUUUUGGCCAAGAGUCAUGCACAAUCAACAAAAAAUACAACUAAUCCAACAUAUGAUACAAAUUGUGUGUUAGUCGGGAUGGAAACAGUUUCCUGGACUCGCCAAUUUGUCAUCUGGUUUUCCCAACUUCUGGCUCUCAUAUUUGUCGCUAUGAUGGUGCUCUUUCCUGCUUAUUUAUCAAUUUCAGCUUUCACAAGUUCCUUGCCUAUUCUCCACAACUUGACAGACAACAUUUCUUUGAUGGAUUAUCUAUUACCUUUGACUUUAGCUCCUCUAGCUUGGAUCCUUUGCAUAGUUUCUUCUUGCAUUUGUAUUGCAUUCUUCGGAAAUUCUUUUCUGAGACCAAAUUAUGCUCUCACCCCUGAAGUCUCCAUCUGGUCAUUAGAUUUUGUCAAGUGGUGGGCACUCUAUAAAGCACAAGAUGUUUCUUCUAAAGUCUUAGCUGUUCAUUUAAGAGGAACCGUGUUCCUAAAAUACUGGUAUGAAAUGUUUGGAGCAAGAAUAGGAUCCUCAGUUAUUCUUGAUACUGUAGAUAUCACUGACCCCUCUCUAGUGUCUAUCGGUGAUGGAGUUGCUGUUGCAGAAGGGGCUUUGAUUCAAAGCCAUGAGGUAAAAAAUGGAGUCUUGAGCUUUCUUCCAAUUAGAAUCGGCCGAAAUUCUUCCGUGGGACCUUAUGCUUCAAUCCACAAAGGUGCCAUUUUAGGAGAAGAAGUUGAAGUUCCAGCCCUGCAAAGGAUUGAAGGCAUUGAGACAACUUCCGGUAACAGAUGUUUUGAAAAGGGUAGCGAGCCACGGAGGAAUGCAGGUGAAAGACAGGAACGUGAGACCAUUUAUCACUUUUUUGGAAUCUACAUACUUGGCUUUUUGGGCUCUCUUUCUGCAGCUAUAGUCUACUAUUUCUACAUUUGGCUAUCUCAAAGCUCUCCUUCACUUCAACAUUUUUCAUUUCUUUGCUUAGUUGGAGCCUUCCACUGGAUACCAUUCACUGUAAUUGCUUAUGCUACCAUCUUUGCUGAAGUCCCAUCGAAUGCAAUUAGCUUUGCCAUCUUGUUUUCUUCCAUGUAUUUAUUUCAUGGCAUUAUACUAUGCAUCCUCACAUUUGUUGUGAAAAAUCUUCUCACCUCCAAACCUCAAAUGGAGCAAACCCCCCUGAAAAUUUGGCUUUGCCAUCGAAUUACCGCUGCUAGCCACCUUAGAUUUGCUAAACUCUUGUCUGGAACAGAAGCCUUUUGCAUAUACCUGCGCCUGUUGGGUGCAAAAAUUGGCAAACAUUGUUCAAUCAGAGCCAUCAAUCCAGUAUCGGAUCCAGAACUCAUUUCUAUUCGCACGGGUGUGCAUCUUGGUGACUUCAGCAGAAUUAUUUCUGGAUUCUAUUCAACUAAUGGCCUUACUCGUGGGAAAAUCGAGGUACAAGAAAAUUCUGUUAUAGGCAGCCAAAGUAUAGUCCUUCCUGGAUCUGUGAUUCAAGAAGACGUCGUUCUUGGUGCACUCUCAGUUUCCCCAAUGAACUCAACACUCAUAAGGGGAGGUAUUUAUGUUGGUUCUCGAACUCCAGUCAUGAUCAAGAAUACUAUGCACAUAUUAGAUGAAAGAAUAGAAAAGAUGGACAAGAUCUACAAGAAGAUAGUUGGCAACCUGGCUGCAAAUUUAGCCGCUACGACUUUGAAAGUCAAAGCAAGGUACUUCCAUCGAAUUGGUGUUAGUGGGAAGGGAUAUUUGAAAAUUUACGACAACAUUAAAGGUUUACCUGAUCACAAGAUAUUCUCUCCUGGGAAGAGUUACCCUGUGUUCAUCAGACAUAGCAACAGCUUGAGUGCCGAUGAUGAUGCCAGGAUCGACGCUCGUGGAGCAGCAUUGAGAAUACUUUCAGAUGGAUCAGACACUACCCCACUCCUUGACUUGACAUUGAAAACAGGCAAUGCAUUCUAUGCAAGAACAAUUGCAGACUUUGCAUCAUGGCUAGUUUGUGGACUUCCUGCAAGAGAACAGCAUGUCAAGAAAGUUCCACAUAUCCGUGAUGCAGUAUGGAAUUCUCUCCGUUUAACCAAUUCAUAUACAGAGCUACAUUAUUACUCAAACAUAUGUCGAUUGUUCCGAUUCAAUGAUGGACAAGAAAUGUAUGUGAAGUUAAAAUUGAGGCCAUACGAUAAAACAAUCGAUGAGGAUUCUGGUAAGGUUGAGCCGAUUGGAAUUCUCCCGCCAGAGACAGGUGCAAUUCCAAGAGCUGAUGAUGACAAACGCCCAUUGCUGUUUUUGGCUGAAGAUUUCCUUAAUCGUGUGAACUCUCCUGAAGGUGUUCGUUACGUUUUUCAGAUUCAAACUCGUCCAGUUCCACAAGAUGAAGCUGAACGAGACAUCGCACUUGACUGCACUAAACCUUGGGAUGAAACUGAGUUUCCAUGUCAAGACAUCGGAGAAAUUGAAAUCCAUCAAAGUCUAUCAAAAGAAGAAUCUGAAGCACUCGAAUUCAACCCCUUUCUUCGAUGUCACGAGGUUGAUGUCAUUUCAGCUACAUCAAUCUCCCAGAGUGCUUCAAUCGAUCAUGGCCGUUCAUUAAUCUACGAAAUUUGCCAGCAUUUGCGAAAUGGAACUCCCCUUCCAGAAGCCUGGAAAAUCUUCCUUCAACAAUCAGAUACAAAAGUAGAUCUCUCUGGUUGUCCAAUGGCUGCAGCUUUAAAGGAAAGGGCCAAUGAAAAGACAGCGCUGGACAGAACUUGGUAUCAGAACCUCUGGCUUACAUUCUUUCAACCAACAUUUCAAACAGCUCUGCCUUAUUUCAUCAUGGGUUUGGUCAUCUUUCCUCCACUAGCUUCUGUUAUGCACCUGAAGGAAAACAAGAAACUUCCUUUGCAUUGGUUACUUCCAUUGUUGUGGGUGUCUUCAGGUAUAAUAGCUGCACUUUGUUGUAUUGUAGCAAAAUGGAUUCUAGUGCAGAAGAAGAAAGAAGGGGAAACAAUAGGGAUUUGGAGCAUAAGGAUUUUCAUGGACACAACAUGGCAGGCCAUUAAAACAGUGGUGGGAGAUUAUUUCAUGGAAAUGACAACUGGGUCUUUCAUAUUUGUGCUGAUAAUGAAGUUGAUGGGUUCAGAUGUGGAUAUGGACCAAGGGACUUAUGUAGACAGCAUGGGAGCUUUGUUGAAUCCUGAAAUGGUGAAGAUCCAUAGAGGAGGCAGUGUGGGAAGAGAAGCACUAUUAUUUGGACACAUAUAUGAAGGAGGAGGUGAAGUUAAGUUUGGAAAUAUUGAGAUUGGAGAAGAUGGUUUUGUGGGUAGCAGAGCAAUAGCCAUGCCUGGAGUAAGAGUGGAGAGUGAAGCAAGUAUUGCACCUCUCUCUUUAGCUAUGAAAGAAGAAAUCAUAAGAGCAACUUAGCUAUCUACUUAGAUUAGAGUUGAUAACAUCUUUUCUUGAGUGAUUGAAUAAUAAAUUGUUGUAUCGUAUUAUGGAUAAAUAGACAGGUUGCUGAUCUUUAUACUCUUCAAACACAUAUAUAAAAUAAAAGAAACCAAAAAAGAUGUACUCACUUUUGCA
This is a messenger RNA of Cucumis melo (muskmelon), 7616 nucleotides long. RefSeq names its product FT-interacting protein 3-like. The record is from RefSeq and is a predicted model, not a curated record. Lineage: Eukaryota; Viridiplantae; Streptophyta; Magnoliopsida; Cucurbitales; Cucurbitaceae. Gene Ontology annotation, molecular function: heme binding; catalase activity. The coding region runs from base 669 to 7457 and encodes 2262 amino acids. Gene Ontology annotation, biological process: lipid biosynthetic process; response to oxidative stress. The transcript has 8 exons.